This is a messenger RNA of Suillus subaureus, 1020 nucleotides long. RefSeq lists its product as uncharacterized. Bases 1 to 1020 code for a protein of 339 amino acids. The record is from RefSeq and is a predicted model, not a curated record. NCBI's taxonomy places the organism in Eukaryota, Fungi, Basidiomycota, Agaricomycetes, Boletales, Suillaceae. Gene Ontology annotation, cellular component: RSC-type complex. The transcript is spliced from 6 exons. Gene Ontology annotation, biological process: chromatin remodeling. Gene Ontology annotation, molecular function: protein binding.
AUGACAAUAACAGCUGCGCAAAAGACCGCUAUAGAAGAGGUCAUUGAAAUUAUAGUUGCAGCAACCCCAGCUCGCGGAAAGCGUCAAUUAUCUCAAUUGUUUAUGGAUCUGGUGGAUAGAUCAGAGUGGCCUGAGUAUUAUGAGGUUAUACCCGAGCCCCGAUGUAUCAACGCCAUUAAGUCAAGCGUUGAACGAAACAGAUACAAGGACGCGCUGAACGCAGUAUACCGAUCUGUCGCUCGUGUUUUGGAACGCGUUACCCUCAAGACUGUACUCGAAACUGAAUGGCAGAAGAGAAGCAUUCUUCCUGUGCCCCGACACUCGCCACCUCCCUCAUCUGCUCAAAAGGUCCACGGAACGGGUCCCGCUGCACCGCCGCAGCCCUUUGUUAUGCAGUCUUCCACUUCUACAACAACCAAACUGAGGACAACAGUUCCAACUUCCGCUGUACCUCCAACUUCCGAGUCACAGACCACCAAAUCCACUCCUCUAAAGGGACCAGUGGCUGCAGAAGAAAAGGUCGGGGAUAGUGAGGCGAUCGUCCGCCAGCAGCUUGAGAAAAGUCUCCCAAGAUGGCAAGGCUUUGGAGAACUAGGGAUGUCCGAGGACCGACUGGUCGAAAUUGCGCACAGUCCUCCUAAGACUCACACGCACGAGGACAAUCGUGACCGGACCAUGCUGACCGCGGCAGGAAAUUUGACUGUUCCCCCAAUUGACGACAAGCUUCCCCCCGAAACGAUAAAACAUUUUGAUCGCUCUCCGGACACAAACGAGUUGUUCUGGUUUGCCGCUCCUCCAAUGAAUACCGCUCGGACACCACCCCCACAGCAUAGUCUGGCGUACCUACAUUUCUUGGCGACGAAACGCAAGAAAGAACUGGACGUGGGCUCAGACGCCAUGGAUGUCGAUGGUGAUGCUGCUUCAAUAGGUCUUUCAAGUCGGCAGCACACAGUUGCGCCUCCAACAGUUAACGAAAUUAUGCAAGCAACCAUAAAUUCUGCAUCUACCGAGCACUUUUAG